GUUUCGAAGUGACGAGUGCUCUCGAGCAUUUUGCCGAACGCGGCGACCGGAGGGUGCUCACAGCCCUCAUCGAUCGCUUGGAGGAUGCAGAGGGGUCCGUGCGCGCGAGAGCGAUCUCCGCGCUGUCAGUCGUGUCCGAACCUGACGACGACCAAGUCCUCGUCCAGGUCCUGGGACGAUUGCUGGACUCUGAGUCCUCUGUUCGGGCUGUCGUGGCCGAGGCUCUUCCAAGCCUCGCGACGCAGGAGAAUCGCAAGGUGUGGACCUACCUGACCCAAGCGCUUCGAAACUUCCGGCCGCCUCCGCAACGAGAAGAUUUGAAGGAGGCUGCCUGCCGCGCCCUGACAAAGUUUGUCUCGCAUGGCGACGUGGAGGCGAUCGACCUUAUCGGGGAGUGCAUCGAUGCGGAGUAUCCCCAG
Molecule: messenger RNA, 419 nt
Organism: Symbiodinium sp. CCMP2456
Lineage: Eukaryota; Dinophyceae; Suessiales; Symbiodiniaceae
Source: the annotation of a GenBank genome assembly